Aspergillus welwitschiae is the source of this 1842-nucleotide messenger RNA. Its product is annotated as glycoside hydrolase family 47 protein. The record is from RefSeq and is a predicted model, not a curated record. NCBI's taxonomy places the organism in Eukaryota, Fungi, Ascomycota, Eurotiomycetes, Eurotiales, Aspergillaceae. Gene Ontology annotation, molecular function: calcium ion binding; mannosyl-oligosaccharide 1,2-alpha-mannosidase activity. Gene Ontology annotation, biological process: carbohydrate metabolic process; N-glycan processing. The transcript is spliced from 4 exons. The coding region runs from base 61 to 1800 and encodes 579 amino acids. Gene Ontology annotation, cellular component: membrane; endoplasmic reticulum.
AAACAUUUUUCGCUGACUUUGAUCCGUUUUCAGCUCGCGACCCUCAUCCCUACUGAUUACAUGGCUGGUAGUGACACAGGCAGUCGCGGGCAUAAGCGCCGACCGUAUAGGACAAGCCCGAGAGCCGGCACUUGGCGCCAUUGGUUUGCAUCCCACCCAAGUCUCCCAGCAAUUCUUAUUGCUAUAUUGGCCUUAAUCGUGGGCUGGUGCUUCCACCUCUUGAACUUCGAUACUCUAUUAGAACCUUCUCCUUCAGUUCACAACGACACCUAUUGGGUAAAACACAGAGAGGAGGUUCGAACAGCCUUCAUUACUAGCUGGGAUGCAUAUGCAAAGUAUGCCUGGGGACAAGACCGAUUCCAUCCGUUAUCUAAAAGGGGCUCUCAAAUGAGCCCCAAUGGCUUGGGAUGGAUAAUAGUAGACAGCUUAGACACUCUUAUGAUCAUGAAUCUCACAACCCGCUUAUCAGAUGCCCGACAAUGGCUUGAGAAAAAUUUGACAUAUGAUCAAGACCAAGACGUGAACACAUUCGAGACCACGAUACGUAUGCUCGGAGGGCUGCUGUCGGCGCAUUACCUAUCCACUCAGCUCCCAGACGCUUCCUCCGAGCGGGACCAUAUUUACCUGUCCAAAGCAGUGGACCUAGCAGACAGACUGCUGACAGCAUAUGAUUCAGGGUCAGGGAUUCCUUAUGCUAGCGUCAACCUAGCAAAACGUGAAGGUAUCCGCUCGCAUGCUGAUGGCGGAGCUUCAUCUACGGCUGAAGCAGCUACCGUGCAGUUGGAGAUGAAGUAUCUAUCCGUUAUCACAGGUGAUGAUAUUCAUUGGCAUAAAGCUGAAAGGGUGAUGGAAGUGUUGGAUUGCAACGGCGCGAAAGAUGGUCUUGUCCCCAUAUAUGUGCACCCGGACACUGGGAGGUUUCGGCAUAAAACCAUCCGUCUCGGAAGUCGUGGGGAUUCGUACUAUGAAUACUUGGUGAAGCAAUACUUACAGACUAACGAAUCAAUCUACGGGGAGAUGUGGGAAGAGGCGCUGACCGGGAUUCAGAAGAAUCUUGUUACCUCCACCAAGUACUCAAACCUCCAAUACAUUGCUGAACUUCCAGGCGGCGUUGGUAGCCGCCUUUCCCCAAAGAUGGACCAUCUUGUUUGCUUCCUACCAGGAUCCAUUGCCAUUGGGGCUACGGAAGGACUGACGGAAGCGGAGGCCCGCAGAACGGGACGCUGGAACGCUCAAAAGGAGGAGCAGAUGCGUCUGGCAAGGGAGCUGACAAAGACAUGCUGGGCACAGUACGCAGUAACGGAGACUGGGCUGGCUCCGGAAAUUGUGUGGUUUGAGGCAGAAGAUGCCAACCUUGAACCAUCUACCAAUGCGCCUCGAGCCUCAAGCAGAGACGACUUAAAGUCCUGGAUCAAGGACAUUAACAUCCGACUGAUAGAUGCCGAUAACUUGCAACGUCCGGAGACUGUGGAAAGCCUCUUCCUAAUGUACCGUGUCACGAAAGACCCGAUAUAUCGACAAUGGGGAUGGGAGAUUUUCAAGGCAUUUCAAAGGCACACGCGAGUUAAAGACGGGGAAGGAUACACAUCUCUAAGUGAUGUCACAAUAGCUCCACCAAAACGACGGGAUAAUAUGGAAAGCUUCUGGCUGGCCGAAACCUUGAAAUAUCUCUAUCUUCUCUUCUCACCAAAUGACUUUCUCCCAUUGACCGAUGUGGUGUUCAACACGGAAGCCCAUGUAUUUCCACGUCUACAUGAAGCAAAGUACCAGACUGGCUGGAAAAGAAGACCGAGGAAGUGAGAAUCGCAGGUCUCCAUUAAAUUCGUUGCCGCUGCAGUCGAA